This is a messenger RNA of Phragmites australis (common reed), 1686 nucleotides long. RefSeq names its product putative F-box protein At3g17500. The transcript has 2 exons. Gene Ontology annotation, molecular function: protein binding. Bases 258 to 1511 code for a protein of 417 amino acids. Lineage: Eukaryota; Viridiplantae; Streptophyta; Magnoliopsida; Poales; Poaceae. The record is from RefSeq and is a predicted model, not a curated record.
UAAAAAACGGAUCGAAACGAACGGAAUUUAUCCCGUCCGUUUUCAUCCCGACUUGCGAUCUCGCUGGCCCUGUAAUUUCUGAGCUUGUUGGCGGUAGGGGGUGGGGAAGUGAUCGGUCGUUGGUCAGUAAGAGGAUAACGCCACCCGCCGCAUCCUGCACGCACGGCGGAAGGGAGCCGCCGCCGGCGGCUUCUCCCGCCCAAGACGAUUUCUCUCCCUGGAUUUGCAGGCUUGUUUUUGGUGGAAAUGUGUUUGUAAUGGCAAGCGAAGAACACACAGUGGUGCAUUAUGUGGAGAAGCCUGACACAAGGAUCCCACCAGAUUUCAUUGAGGAGAUACUUCUCAGGCUUCCCAUAAGCUCUCUUCUUAAACUGCGCAGAGUCUGCAAGCAAUGGCGCAACAUGAUCAGCGACCCCCACUUCAUCAUGGAACAUGCCUAUCGUGCACCUAAACACCUCCUCCUUUACUUGCCUAAAGUGGAUUUACCGGCAUCCCUCUGUUCCAAGACUCUCAAAUGCCGUGCAACGAUCAUUGAUGAGAAAUGGUCUCCAUGGACAUGGGCAGCAUUGCAUAUGGACCCUGACGAUCACCUCUUUGCAUCAUGCAAUGGUCUGCUUUGCUUCUACAAGACAUACACACUGAAGAUAGCCAAUCCUGCAACAGGUCAAUGCUUGCAUCUCUUGAAACCUGACGGGAUAAUGUUGCACGACUUCCACUAUCUAUACAGCUUUGGAUUUCACCCGACGAGUAGAGAAUACAAGCUUGUGCACUUUCUCCGUGAGCCCCAGCGCUAUAAAUCAGGACAACCUUUCCAUUUCAACACCAUUCAAGUGUACACCCUUGGCGAAGACAAAUGGAGAGAUAUAAGAGUGCCGAGACCAUGCUGCAUGGUGAAUCUUGGAGUUGUUACCGUGGAUGGGUCAAUGUAUUGGCUAACAGAAGAUGAAGAAACAGGCUGUGGCAUGUCAGUCGCAUCAUUUGAUCUCAGGGAAGAAACAUUUGCAUCGAUUCAACUUCCACCAUUUGAGGUAAAAGAGAUAGCCUCUUGUGCCACCCCCAAAAUCGCUUGCUAUAUAACUGAGAUAGACGGGAAGGUAUGUAUCGUGACUAUACCAUACCAAAGCCAUAUACCAAGGUGGCGCCGCUACAACACAGAGCUUUCUGGUAGGAUGGAUAUUUGGGCUCUUGAAAGUCAGACUGAGCACAAGUGGUUCCUGAAAUAUAGCAUCCAAUCACCAUCUGUACACCGGUAUGUACCUCAGCCAUGCUUCAUCCACAGGGAGAGGAUCAUACUACAGGAUCGGGACGGUAAUGCGUGGUACCAUGAUUUGGCUGGCAAGAACGUGCAGAUUGAGCACAGAGAGGAGGUGAAGCUUUUAGACAUAGGAGCCUACAGAUUCUAUGAGACGCAGUCCUACUUCUACAAGGAGACACUUAUUCCUUUGAGUGUAUAUGCAGGGGCAGCCAUUGUUUGUGCACCGCCUCGGCCUCUUGCUCCUCCAGUUGCUUGACAUUAGUUUGAUUGUACAAGGUCUGGCAGCAUAUGUGCCUCAUACAUAAAUCCUGGUGUAAUUUUUAGAGUAGACUUUUAAGCAGUCGGCUAUUGUUAAGAUCUGUCAAAGGUUCAGCUGUUUUCAAUGCUCCUGUUGCUUUUGUUUCUUUAUUCAACGUUUGUAUAUUAAGGGC